Molecule: messenger RNA, 3780 nt
Organism: Meloidogyne enterolobii
Lineage: Eukaryota; Metazoa; Nematoda; Chromadorea; Rhabditida; Meloidogynidae
Source: the annotation of a GenBank genome assembly
UUCUUUAAUUAAUUUUAUUUAUUUUAGUACAUUUUUAGUUAUAAUAACUUCAAAUUAUUUUUUUUUAAUUUUCUUCAUUUUCUAAUGACUCUAUCCUCAACAACGCAAAAUGGAACCUCUUCACCUGAUUCUCAAGAACUGAUUAAAUGCCGUAUUCAAUUUGUUAACGAUAUAGACCCUUUUCGUUGUUCUUCAACAAAUGCCGGUCUUCACAGAGAGCCAAUAAAGCCCAUUCAAUGCAAUUUACAGCUACAUAGAUCUAUUUCUGAACAAUUACCUGAAUUAAUUAAAUUACUUAGAGCUCCACAUAAGAGUGGAGAUUGUUGCCUUCAAGUACAAUGUAGUGGAAUUAAAAAUGGAGAUGAAUUUGCUUCUUAUUUGGAUUCGGAAUUAACUUUAAGUGAACAAACUGAGGAAUUGGAAUUGUUGCAAAAUGAACCAAUCCAUACAACUUUAUUACUACGUCAACAACCAGCAUUACGAGUCAAGGCAAUAAUUGAGAAAUUACUUUACACUUCUGGACGAGAACAGAGAGGGGCUCUCUUUACUUUAAAGAGCCUUUUUCAGGAAGACAAGGACCUUGUACAUGCUUUUGUACAAAAUGGGGGCCUUGAAGCACUUGUUAAAUUGGGCCGUGGAAGUGAUCAAAACCAUCAAAAUCACAUUUUAAGAGCUUUGGGGCAGUUAAUGCUUUAUGUUGAUGGAAUGAAUGGAGUAAUUGCUCAUAAUGAUACAAUUUGUUGGUUAUAUGAAUUGCUAGAUUCUCCUUAUCGACUUGUUGUCAAAACAGCGUUAAAAUUGCUUUUAGUUUUUGUUGAAUAUACAGAACCUAAUUCUCUACUUUUUCUCGCGGCUAUUUCGAAAGUGGAAAGAGGAAAAAACCAACCAGAUUGGUGUAGCCUUAUGCGAAUUUUAAAUGAUGUUCAGGCCAGCGAUCACGAAACUCUCGUUUUUGGAAUGACUGUAAUAAAUAAAACUUUACAUGGAGUUCCAGAUCAAGAUACAUAUUUUGAUGCAAUUGAAGCUCUCGAAAGCCAAGGAAUGAAUGAUUCUUUGGCCACCCUUUGUAAAUUAAACAAUACUCAAUUAAGCCAACAAUGUGCUUUAUAUGAACAAGAAUUGAGAAGGGAAGAUGCCGCUAUUGAAAGUGAUACAUCUUCCUUAGGGGGAGGGGCUUCUAAUGGCGCGCAGAAUUGUGUGGCCAAAAUGAGAUUAAACGGAAAUGCUGUAGCCACUGAUCGUCGUAAUCAAAUGCGCAAAAAACAAUUAGAACACGAAGAAAUAAUGAUUCGUCAACAACAUAAUGCUAAAAAAAUAUUCAAUAAUAAAAUUGAAGAACAACAGCAAAAACUACAAGAAACACCAAAACACCAACAAAUAUUAACUAAUGGAACUAGUACUUUACACAAACAAAUAGUGGUGGAACCUUCAAAACAAAGAUUGGAAAUGAAUGCAACUUUGGAUGAAAUGUCUGAUAAAUUCCAGCAAAGUUUAAAUAUUGAAGCUAAAAAACAACAAAAAAUAUCAGAAAUGAAUGUCGUAAAACCUGAAAAGUUGGAAUUGGAAAAGGAAAAUAUUGAUGAGCCUUCAUCACCAGAAGAAACAAAACCUCCUCCCGUUAAAGCACCCCCUCCAAUGAUCCCAACAAAUAUAUUCUCUCCAACUGAACACAAAAGUAUGGACUUCCCUGAGCCUCCACCAGUUAAAGAAUUAACACCGCCUCCACCUGAGCCUUCUAAACCUAAAAAGGUAAUUAUUGCUGAUGAUGAUGAUGGAGGUGGUGGUGGAGGGUUUGCAGCAAUGCUUCAAAGAAGGGCAAAGAAAAUGGAGAGUGGAUCAAAUCUUCGAAAAUUGGUUGAACCAAAAGCUUCGGAAUCUGAACAAAAAUGGAAAGAAGCUGGGGAAAGACUUAAAGAGAAACCUAUGAUAAUUAACGAUCUAGACUUCUCAGAAUUUAUUUCUGAUUUUGAACAAGAUCCUCUUGUUUUAACUAAAAUGGCGCAAAUGGCACAGGAUAGGGGAUUGUUGCCUGGUGGCGGUGGAGCACCUCCUCCACCUCCACCAUUAGUUGGAGCACCUCCCCCACCACCUCCUCCAAUGGCUGGAGGCGUCCCUCCACCUCCACCAAUGGGCCUUCAAGCUCCAGGCUCAGGAAAUCGUUCACUUCGAGAGCCUUCUCCAGGCCCAUCUUCUUCUAAAAAUUCUUUGCUUAAAUUACAUUGGAAAGAAGCCCAGCACGAAGCCCCUCCAGUACCUGCUUUAAAAAGAAAAGGAACAUUUUGGUCAAAAGUAUCUGGACAACCAGCACAGAUUGAUACAACUAAGUUGGCUAGACUUUUUGAACAAAAACCGAAAGAAGUUGUUGUUAAGAAAACCGGAACAGAAUCAAAACCACAAAUGUUACAAGUAUUAUCAGUCAAACGUUCACAAGCUAUCAAUAUUGGAUUAACUAAAUUGCCCCCUGUUAAUGUCAUCCCAACAGCGAUUAGAAAAUUCGAUGCAACAGUUUUAAAUAAAGAAGGAAUUGAAAAAAUUCUUUCAACAAUGAUGCCAAGUUUAGAGGAAGUUGAAAGAAUUCGUGAAGCCCAAGCAGAACAGCCAGAUACUCCCCUCGGACCUGCUGAACAAUUUAUGCUUUCUUUGUCAGAAAUUGAUUGUUUAUUGGAAAGAUUACGUUUGUGGUUAUUUAUGUUGGAUUAUCAAAAUGUGGAGCAAGAGGUUGCUGAUGCCUUAAUGGAAUGGAAUAAUGCUAUGAAACAAGUGGAAGAAUCAAAAACUUUCCGUGCUGCAAUGGGAAUGCUUUUAGCCAUUGGAAAUGCUUUGAAUGGCACAGAUAUAAAAGCAUUUCAAUUGGAUUAUUUAUCUCGCGCUUCAGAAGUUAAAGAUCCAGUACAUAAAUACCCUUUAACACAUCAUUUGGCAGAAUACAUGAUUGAUCAUUAUACAGAGGGAAGUGAUAUGUAUUCUGAAUUGGGUUCUGUUUCUAGAAGUUCGAGAUUAGAUUUUGAAGCAUUCUUUGAUAAUUUAAAAAAGAUGGAACAAGAUUGCAAAAAUUGUUUUGAUUAUGUUGCUAAAAUCUCACAAAAAGAUAAUAAUAGUUCAAUGAAAAAGAAAGUUAAUGAUUUCCUUACUGAAGUAGCUGAACGUAUUCAUCGACUUAAACAUGUUCAGAGAACUACUGCACAUAGAUGGAAUGCUUUUCUACUUUAUUUUGGCUAUUCACCAAGUGAAGUUAAAGAUCAGAAACCUGUAAAUGUAUUUAAAAUGGUUAUUGAGUUUGCAUUAGAAUAUCGAACAGCUAGAGAUAAAAUAUUACAAACUCGUAAACGUUUAGCUGAUAAACGUGAAAGGAAUAAAACAAGGGGAAUGAUGAUUGGGGCUGCACAAAAUGUUGCUGGAAAUGUGAUAAAUAAACGGAGAGGGGCAAAGGAAGGGGGUGCUGAAUUAAUGACUGAUAAAGAGAGACACCAAGAAAUGUCUCGUUUAUUAACUGGCGGUGGAGGUUUAUCAAACGGUGAUGAAACUUUAACUCGAAAAAAAUUGGGAAAUACUAGACCAUCACAAAAGCCAAUUAAUGCUGCAGAAAUAGUUGGUGGGGAUGAUUAUAAUGAUGAAUUGCUUGAUGGAGUUGUUCGUACUGUGACGGCACAGACGGACACGCGUGAAGCUGGAAGGAGGAGGGCGAGAGUGUUACAUAGAAAAUCUCUUCGACGUACUCGAACAAUUCAACAAGAACAAUUGGUUGAUUUAAAUAAUGGUCACAAUGUUACCUUAAGUUAA